This is a messenger RNA of Solanum stenotomum, 916 nucleotides long. RefSeq lists its product as uncharacterized. The record is from RefSeq and is a predicted model, not a curated record. Lineage: Eukaryota; Viridiplantae; Streptophyta; Magnoliopsida; Solanales; Solanaceae. Bases 37 to 648 code for a protein of 203 amino acids. The transcript is spliced from 10 exons.
GUUGACUCCCUCAUUGUUGUAUUGCUGCUGAUUUCAAUGGUUUCCACUUGUGUUGCCUACCUCCCCGGUGACAUCGUUCCGAUGAGCAAAAUGGGUCAAUGUCACUCUUCGAGGACUGUUUGGCAUGAUAUGAUUGGAAAACAUUGUCCCAUUUUCGGGGUUAAUCGGGAGGUGUUGAUACCGAUUCCAAAACCAACUGGUUUUACUGGAGCUGAUCCUUACAAGAUAUCAUUCCAAGUUGGAAGAGAAAAAUAUCACGUGCCAUGGCUGUUUGUGAUUAAUUGGAAGAGUUCUGAGGUUCCAAUGAUUGAUGUGCAUUUGAGGUAUUCUGGAGGUGAUUUGCUUGGUGUUACUGCUAAGGUCAUUGAUAUGCCUCAUCACUAUAUUGAACUUCAUCCUGAUAUAGGCAAACACUUUUGGGAUCCUCAACACUGGCCAAAGCACGUGCUUGCUAGAUAUACAUGGGAAGAGCAGUCGGAGAUAGAUGUGGCGUCGGGAUUUUAUGUUCUCUUGGGGUCAGGGGUCGUGCUUUCCUUCAUCCUGGCUGUCUACACUUUGCAGUCAUCUCGAGAUAAGUUGGAAAAGUUUGUAAGGGAGACUGUUGCGGAGACCAGCAUCCCUGGCGUAGUAGUGGCAAAAGUUGAAUGAUAGAAGUUUUGGUUAUAGACAAGUAACAUUCCGAUUUGAGUUAGACAAUGGAAGGAUUAGGUGUACAAGUUUACGACAUUUGUUAGGGGAAAAUUAUAUAGAAGAUAAAUUCUGAAAGUAAUAGAAGCUGCUGCUUGAGUUUCCCUUAGCUGUUUUUGUUUUGCCAUCAGUCAGCCUUUUGCUUUCCAGAUUUCUGAUACACGUUUAGUCACCAAAAGGGUGGCAGAAAAGCAUUUGUUAUAUUUAAUUCUAUUUUCUAUUUUUUUUU